Grus americana (Whooping crane) is the source of this 3176-nucleotide messenger RNA. RefSeq names its product TNF receptor superfamily member 4 (gene TNFRSF4). The transcript is spliced from 7 exons. The coding region runs from base 251 to 1111 and encodes 286 amino acids. Gene Ontology annotation, biological process: inflammatory response. Gene Ontology annotation, molecular function: tumor necrosis factor receptor activity; protein binding. Lineage: Eukaryota; Metazoa; Chordata; Aves; Gruiformes; Gruidae. The record is from RefSeq and is a predicted model, not a curated record.
UCUGUUUUAAGGCUAUGAAUAGAAAUCUUUUCAUAACACUAUUCAGCAUGCUUUCUGCCUAUGAAUAUUUUAAUUGUGAAGUGCACAAAAUAGGUUUGUGGGGUGUGGGAAGAAGGAUGGGGGCGUGGAGCACAUGCUGGGAAUUUCCCAGCAACUGACAUAUGUAUUUGUUCUCAUCACCAGCGGUUUAGAAUUACUUCUCCAAGAUUUUGCCACUAUCAGAAUUUUGCUGGGACAGUAGGGCUGCAUUAUGGUAGCUGUAGGUUUCUACUCACGUUUUUCUACUAUUUUGUUCUUGCUGCUGGCAGUCGCUAUUAGCCGUUGCUUGGCAUUGAAAUGCAAAGAACAUCAAUAUCCUUUUGGUGACAAAUGCUGCAAGGACUGUGCCCCUGGUGAAAGAAUGAGAAGCCGCUGCACAGCAACAACAGACACCGUUUGUGCGCCCUGUCAAGACGAAUACUUUAGUAGUGAGCACAAUCACAACUUCUGCAAGAGUUGUACAAUCUGCAGCACUAGGAAGGGGAGCAUGGAAGUGAAGAAGUGUGAGAAGACCUCUGACAGAAUCUGCAUGUGUCUUCCAGGCUACAUGCCAGAUGCCAGAUACACACUGGGAAGUGUAUGCUCACCAUGUCCUGAAGGGUCAUAUUCCAUAGGGCAAAAUGAAAACUGUCAACCUUGGACCAACUGCAGCCUUCUUGGGAAAAAUACUCUUCGACAAGGGACAAAAACAGAUGAUGCUGUUUGCAGCAACCAUGUCACGCAGCCAGCUACCUCUCGGAAUGCAACACCUGCUUUGUAUCUUUCCACCACUGACAACGAGAAUAAUGUGUCGACUGCCAUGUUGUCACCGUCCAGACCCAGUGUGAUUCCUUUCAUUUGCCCAGAUACGAACAGCCCCACAGAGACUAACUGGGGGUCUUUAUCGCUUAUCCUUAUUUGCCUGAUACUGCUCAUGGUGAGUGGAAUGUCCAUCCUCCUGUUGAUUAUCCAAGCAGCCAAAAAAGAGACCAAAAAGAAGCCUUGUAGGAACAACCAGCAGGAAGGAAGGAGCUUUCGAAUUCCUAUCCAGGAAGAACAAAUUGACUCCAAUUCUAGUCUCAUCAAAAACUGACUCCACAUUACGUUACUGUUUUCUGCAUUUCUGAGCCGAUCGAUUGUAACAAGUAAUGUGACAGUGUGUUGUGUGGAUGUGUCUAACUGUUUAAUUGUGCUUCGGUUCCUUUGGGUCUCGUUGAGCGUCCCCUUUGGCAUUAGGACCCACAGGAGGAGCUGUUCUAGGUGGAAUCCUGUGAUUCUGAGGCGGAUCCUGUACUCAGAUCCCUGUUGCCAGGACUGAGUUGAUAUAGUCCUCUCUGGAUUUCUAGCCAAUUCUGUAUGUAGUGAUGGGCAGUUGUCUUUGGAAUGAAGAAAGUGUUUAUGGAGCUGUAAGAGCUGUUCAUUGAGCAGACAGAAAAACAGGGAAAUCAAAAGACCUGCUUUAUGACUGAGUUUAUAUCUUGUCUUACAAUUCUGAGAUGCUAAGCAGAGCGUGUCGCUCUCUUCUCAGUGCAGGUAUCUCCAGUGUUUCAGUCUAGUCCCCAAAUGAACUCUCCUUGCUUUAGGUGGAGGAUCUCCCUUGAUGAACCUACCCAGGCUCCUUUGUGCUUCCAUUUUUUCCAGUUAUGGCAUAUGUCAGCUGUGCCUCCAGAGACAGUUGUCAUUGCUGGUCACUCUUGUGCUGGCCGUGCACCGGAAUAGCACCAGAAUUCUGGUGUUAGCUGUUAAAUGACUGUUGAGAUAUGGCUAUUCAAUGCCCCUUCUCUCUUUUCUGCGUUUCUUCAAACAUACUCAUUGAGAAAUUGUCACAUUAACACACUGAGCAAUGUCCCCGUUGUCAGGCCAACAAGUGGAAUGGCUCAUGAUCACUAGGUAGGUCCAGAUCUCCAGGAGUUUGGAAAUCUCCAUGGAGAUCUUCAUGCGUGUGGAAAGUAGAAUAUGUGGUUUGCCAGAAGGCAAAGGGAAUGGUGAUUUCUAAUUAGAACAUUAUUAGUGGAAACUGUAGUUCAAAAUAGGGGGAAAGGUAGAGUACCACUUGUCUAAGCUUUAGUAGUUGCCAUGUAUAACUAAUGUUUUAUCUACAAGCCCUGUGCAACCAACACGCUGUGUGCUUCCUCUUGGUGGACAUCCUGUUGUGCUGAAUACCCUGGUGUGGCUAUCGUCAGCAAAGCUACUUCAGUCAAGCUUGGACAUCUCCACAGUAAAAUUGUUUAGCUUAAACCACUUUUGUGGGACUGUAUUGCUUGCUGUGAAUGUAGGGAGAAACCGCAAGCAAGUUUGGUUCCAGACAGUGCUCUGGAUUCGAUAAAGUUAGUUUAUGUCUUAGGUUUAGGAGCACGUACACGGACAUUUUUUCUGCUGAUGAACGAUGAUUUUGUGAUGGUUUGGAAAAGAGUAACUCCUUAGAUGUUCUCUGUUGGUAAGAGGCAAGAGCUGAACUCUUAACACAGUGCUGACUCCUUGGGCCUUCAAGCUUUGCAUUUUAGCAAAGAUGUGCAAAGUGGACAGAUGCCUAAACUGUGCUCUGACCGUUCCUCUGGAUGAUCACCUCGUGCAUGCUGUCAGUGGAACCUGCAUGCAGAACUGAAGAAAUGUUCUUGAUUCGGUCUCUGUGUAGUUAAAACACCUGGUUGUUUGCCUGUACGCUGUAUGAAAUGAAUUUUACUUCUGUCACAUUUUACCACAAGUUAAUCAGUCUGUAGUUUUAGAAAGCAUUCAGAUUCUAGAUAGCAAGUUCAAAAUCUGAAGUGUCUGAGAGAAACUUGAAGUGUUAUUGUCAAUAGCUUUUGAUAUAAUUUAAAUGGCUUGGUGUAAAAGUUCAAGAAGCAGUAAAUUUGGAAGUUAAAUAAUUCAGAACUGCUUUUCACUUCAGGUAUAACUCCUCACUAGAUAACUCAUCAGAGAGAAGUAUUUUAUAUACACAGUACCAAAGCAUGUGCCAAAAUAUACAACAGGAAGUGUAUUCAAGGAUACAACUGGUCUCUACAAACAUGUUUUUAAACAUAUGUUUUCUUAUAUGUUAUACAUAUGGUGCACUUAGCAGUGAUUUCCUAUUUGGAAGUGCAUAUACAAUGUAUAUAAGCAUUUGUAUUAUAUACGAAGUGUGAUAGUGACUUUUUGAAAUAAAUUGUGUUAGCAGC